Calypte anna (Anna's hummingbird) is the source of this 860-nucleotide messenger RNA. RefSeq names its product NADH:ubiquinone oxidoreductase subunit B10 (gene NDUFB10). NCBI's taxonomy places the organism in Eukaryota, Metazoa, Chordata, Aves, Apodiformes, Trochilidae. The record is from RefSeq and is a predicted model, not a curated record. Bases 214 to 750 code for a protein of 178 amino acids. The transcript has 4 exons.
UUAAAAUCGGCUCCCUCACGCACACAGGGAAGGUUCCGCGGUGAAGGAGCCCGCGGCAGCCCUGAGGGCGGGCGCUGCCUCCCUGAGGCGCGGCCGGACUACAACUCCCAGCAUGCACCGGGACAACUGCGCCUGCGCGGAGCCCUCCGCCCCCUCGGCGGGGCUGUGUGUGAGUGGGGCGCCGCCAUCUUGUCCGUGACGCCCGCCGCCAGCAUGCCGCUACCGGAGGAUCCGGACUGGAAGGCUUAUAAAGUACCGCCGACCCGCACCCCCGUGUCCGAGAGGAUCACAUCGGUACCUAACCCGGUCAACAUCUUCCAGACCGUUUUUAACUAUGUCGUCGACGCGCCCGUCACUUUCAUCCGAGAGUGGAUCGAGCGCCAGCAAGCCAAGAACAAGUUCUACUAUUACCACCAGAAGUUUCGCCGUGUGCCCGACCUGAGCGAGUGUCUGGAAGGAGAUUACCUCUGCUACUUCGAGGCCGAGGCGCAGUGGAGGAGGGACAGGAUGGUUGAUCAGGAAAUCGUGGAGAUCAUCCGGGAGAGGGUUGGUGCCUGCAAGCAGAGGGAGGGACCCAACCAGCUACAGAACUGUGCCAAGGAGGUGGAGCUGCUGGCACAGGUCACCAAGGCCUACCAGGACAGAUAUGGUGAUCUCGGUGUCCAUGGGAAUGCCAGGUCGUGCCUGAUGAAGCAGAAGCACAGGAUGAUGGAGGAGAUGAAGAAAAAAGCAGCUGCCUCCCAGAGCUGAAGGGCUGACACCUCCUCCCUCUGCACUGCUGGUGUCGAGUCCUGCAUGUUGAACUCUGCUGCUCUUGACUUGAACAAUAAAUGCAGCCCAGAAAUGUUGUACAACCACAA